AUGGCCGUGGUCGUUAGUCUGUGGCGUAGGUUACCAAGCCACAAGGUUACCAAGCCACAAGGCAAGGAUCAGUUUGAUAACUUGGACAAGCAUACACAGUGGGGCAUUGACUUCUUGGAGAAGUAUGCAAAAUUUGUAAAAGAAAGGAUAGAAAUUGAGCAAAACUAUGCAAAACAACUGAGAAAUCUGGUUAAGAAGUACUGUCCUAAACGUUCACCCAAAGAUGAGGAACCCAGGUUUACUUCGUGUAUUGCCUUUUUCAACAUCCUUAAUGAGCUGAAUGACUAUGCAGGACAGCGAGAAGUAGUUGCGGAAGAAAUGGGACACAGAGUGUAUGGAGAAUUGAUGAGAUACUCGCAUGAUCUAAAGACUGAGAGAAAAAUGCAUCUUCAGGAAGGCCGAAAGGCUCAACAGUAUCUGGACAUGUGCUGGAAACAGAUGGAUAAUAGCAAAAAGAAAUUUGAGAGAGAAUGCAGAGAGGCAGAGAAGGCACAGCAAAGCUAUGAAAGACUGGACAAUGACACCAAUGCCACAAAGGCUGAUGUUGAGAAGGCUAAGCAACAGUUAAACCUGCGCACACAUAUGGCUGAUGAAAACAAAAACGAGUAUGCUGCACAACUACAGAAUUUUAAUGGGGAACAGCACAAACACUACUACAUUGUCAUUCCUCAGAUUUAUAAGCAACUUCAAGAAAUGGAUGAAAGAAGGACUAUCAAACUUAGUGAAUGUUACAAAGGCUUUGCUGACUCUGAGCGCAAGGUUAUUCCGAUUAUCUCUAAAUGUUUAGAAGGGAUGAUCCUUGCAGCAAAAUCGGUUGAUGAACACAGAGACUCUCAACUAGUGAUAGACUGCUUCAAAUCCGGUUUUGAGCCUCCUGGAGAUUUUCCAUUUGAAGAUUACAGUCAGAAUAUUUACAGAACUAUCUCUGAUGGAACCAUCAGUACACCAAAGCAGGAAGGAAUGAGAAUUGAUUCAAAAACUACAGUGGGCAAGGCUAAAGGAAAGCUGUGGCUCUUUGGAAAGAAGCCAAAGGGCCCUGCACUAGAAGACUUCAGCCAUCUCCCUCCGGAACAGAGACGCAAGAAACUGCAACAGAGAAUCGAUGAACUUAACAGAGAACUACAGAAGGAAACAGACCAAAAAGAUGCCCUCAUCAAGAUGAAGGAUGUUUAUGAAAAAAAUCCCCAGAUGGGUGAUCCAGGCAGUCUGCAACCAAAAUUAACUGAGACCAUGAGCAACAUGGACCGUCUUCGGAUGGAAAUACACAAGAAUGAGGCCUGGCUCUCUGAAGUUGAAGGUAAAGUAGCAGCCAGAAGCGACAGGCGGCACAGCAGUGAUAUCAACCACCUUGUAACACAGGGCAGAGAGAGCCCUGAAGGGAGUUACACGGAUGAUGCCAAUCAGGAAGUUCGCAGCCCCCCGCAGCAACACGCGCAUCCGACCGAGUUUGAUGACGAGUUUGAAGACGAUGAUCCGUUACCCGCUAUAGGACACUGCAAGGCAAUAUACCCGUUCGACGGUCAUAAUGAAGGCACUCUAGCAAUGAAAGAAGGGGAAAUUUUGUACAUUAUUGAGGAAGACAAAGGCGAUGGGUGGACAAGAGCUCGAAGACAUAACGGAGAGGAAGGCUAUGUGCCAACAUCAUAUAUAGAUGUAACGCUAGAGAAAAACAGCAAAGGUUCCUGAAGCGGGUUUCUGAGAAAAUGGGCGAGAUCUUGAAGGAGGUUACAUGCAGCUGCUGGGGGGGGGUGGGGUGGGUGGGGGUGGGGUGCUAGACUGGGAGGCCCAAGGGGAAAAGCUAGUUGCAUGAAUGCAUGCAGACAUACAUUUAGUCACUAACAUCUUAGCAUCUCCAUACAUAGGUAAGGGUGUGUUACAAAUUCUUCCAUUUGUGCAGGAAAAUAGAGUUCCAUUACCAGAGUAAAAAGGCUACUGCUCC
Leptosomus discolor (cuckoo roller) is the source of this 1939-nucleotide messenger RNA. Lineage: Eukaryota; Metazoa; Chordata; Aves; Leptosomiformes; Leptosomidae. The record is from RefSeq and is a predicted model, not a curated record.